UGAAUAUUUUUCAGUGUUUUCUCAAGAGGUACAAAAAAACAAAACACAAGGGAGAUCUAUGCGGAGGCAUUUUCUUGCCGGCAGCGGCGGGGAUUUGGUGGUGGAGGCGCUCCUCGUAGUGUGAGUUCGGGUUAAUUAAGCCUGAAUGUGGAGCACAACGAAGACCAGCUCGAAGCCUCUGAGCUACGAGCUGCUGGCCGAGGUCGGAGAAGGCUGCUACGGUAAAGUGUACAAGGCCAGAGAGGUCGGAGAGAGACAGCGGCUCCUUGCGGUCAAGAAGUUCAACAUCCGCGGCGAAGCCUUGCAGAGCGGCAUCCCUGCCUUCAUGAUCCGGGAGGUGGCGCUGCUGCGGAAAAUGGAGGAUUUCAACCAUCCCAACGUGGUCAAGCUCUUGGAUGCGUCUGCUGUACCAGUGGGCAUGGGCUUGGAGCUCAGUCUGGUGCUGGAGUACAUUGACCAGGACCUGUCCACCUACCUGUCAAAGGUUCCCGCCUCCGGACUGAGCCGUGACAAAGUCAUGGAUGUGAUGCUGCAGCUGCUGCGAGGUCUGGACUUCCUACACACAAACCUGGUGCUGCAUCGUGACUUAAAACCAGAAAACAUUCUGGUCAGCAAUCGCGGAGAGGUCAAGAUUGCAGACUUCGGACUUGCACGGAUCCACACCUUCAAUAUGGCUCUCACUCCAGGUGUGGUGACACUGUGGUAUCGAGCCCCCGAGGUGCUGCUCAACUCUGUUUACAUGUCCUCAGUGGACAUGUGGAGCGUCGGCUGCAUCUUUGCUGAGCUUUUCCUCUUGAGACCCUUGUUUCAAGGACACACUGAGGUGCAGCAGUUACAAAAAAUCUUUGAGGUGAUUGGUUUGCCCAGCGAGAAGGACUGGCCUGCAGACACCCCGAUCUCAUACUCCCCCAGCUGGGGGCCCAAACGCUCCCACACCAAGCUGCUGCCAAACCUGGAACCAGAUGAGAACGACCUUCUGUCUCAAUGUUUGGCAUUCAGACCGAGUGGUCGCAUCUCCGCCUUCAAAGCCCUGAGCCACCCUUUCUUUGUGAAGCACUCAAGAUUUCAGUUGAAUGAGGAAUGGAAGGAGGAAAAAAUCAACCGCUGCUGCUCUGAGCUUCCAGAAUCUACAGUCUAGACAGGAUAAAUUAACCCGCACUGUGCCAUGAAAUCCAUGUUGUUCAGAGCGUUGCAUGUUUAUUUUAGAGCUUUUAAACAGACAGCAUCAGCAUCAUGAGAGACUGGGCAGCUUUGGGGCUUUUGAACAUCACUAAAUAAGGAACAUGCAACGCCCGACGUGCAAAACGUGGAUCUUAUGGCACAAAACCUAACAUGUAUUUUGAUGAAAUUCCAAAACAUGAGGCAUUUUUGAUGGAUUUUCCUCUUUUAGUUUUAUUUACUCAGCUGUAAUUUCUGAAUUUUAUUUGCCUCCAUGUGAACACAGGAACAUUCUUCUUUUUUUUCAUUUAGAAUUAGAAGUAUGUUCCACAAAAUGUAGUGCAACUUUGUUAUUGUUGAGUGUUUCUAUCAAAAAGAGGGAUUCAGUUUUGCUCUUUUUCCACUUACAAGAAUAUUAUGAACAUCUUUAAGUUGAUGUUGUUUCUAUCUCACUAAAGAUUUUUUCUUUGCUUACAUCAGAGGAAAUGCAACGCUUUAUUUUGGAUAUUUUUGUGAGGAUAUUUAUGGUGCAAUCAGUGCAGAUUGCACCUGUAUUUAUGUUUGUUUUGAGAGAUUGUGAGAUAUUUUUCUACAUGAGUUGCACUGUUCAUUCAAGAAGCAUUCCCAUAAAUGACUUUCUCUUCA
Messenger RNA from Acanthochromis polyacanthus (spiny chromis), 1803 nucleotides. It is a transcript of the gene cdk21, whose product is annotated as cyclin-dependent kinase 21. The record is from RefSeq and is a predicted model, not a curated record. Gene Ontology annotation, cellular component: nucleus; cyclin-dependent protein kinase holoenzyme complex; cytoplasm. The transcript has 9 exons. Lineage: Eukaryota; Metazoa; Chordata; Actinopteri; Pomacentridae. Bases 146 to 1138 code for a protein of 330 amino acids. Gene Ontology annotation, biological process: signal transduction; regulation of G2/M transition of mitotic cell cycle; regulation of gene expression. Gene Ontology annotation, molecular function: ATP binding; cyclin binding; cyclin-dependent protein serine/threonine kinase activity.